Molecule: messenger RNA, 1908 nt
Organism: Psammomys obesus (fat sand rat)
Lineage: Eukaryota; Metazoa; Chordata; Mammalia; Rodentia; Muridae
Gene: Zbtb37
Product: zinc finger and BTB domain containing 37
Exons: 4
Coding region: 106-1620 (504 amino acids)
Biological process (GO): regulation of transcription by RNA polymerase II
Molecular function (GO): RNA polymerase II cis-regulatory region sequence-specific DNA binding; protein binding; DNA-binding transcription factor activity, RNA polymerase II-specific
Source: RefSeq, a predicted model, not a curated record
AAUUCGUGAUGGCAUCGACAGAGGCUCUUAAUGGAUUAAAAGUUUCAAAACAAACAAUAACGCUUUGGAAAAAGCAGGGUUGAAUGUCUGCCUGUACUUUCAGGCAUGACCAUGGAGAAAAGUGGGAACAUACAAUUGGAGAUUCCUGACUUCAGCAACUCCGUACUGAGCCAUCUCAACCAGCUGCGCAUGCAAGGCCGUCUCUGUGAUAUUGUGGUCAAUGUGCAAGGACAAGCUUUUCGGGCUCACAAAGUAGUGCUGGCUGCCAGCUCCCCUUAUUUCCGGGAUCACAUGUCCUUGAAUGAAAUGAGUACUGUGUCCAUUUCUGUCAUCAAGAACCCUACUGUUUUUGAACAGCUCCUUUCUUUCUGUUACACAGGGCGGAUAUGCCUGCAACUAGCAGAUAUCAUCAGCUACCUGACAGCCGCUAGUUUUCUGCAGAUGCAGCAUAUCAUAGACAAAUGUACACAGAUCCUAGAGGGCAUUCACUUCAAAAUUAAUGUGGCUGAGGUUGAAGCAGAACUAAGUCAAACAAGGACGAAGCAUCAAGAGAGACCUCCAGAGUCUCACAGGGUUACACCAACUCUAAACCGCUCACUUAGUCCACGGCAUAACACCACAAAGGGAAACUGGAGAGGACAGGUCAGUGCUGUGCUGGAUAUCAGAGAGCUCAGCCCCCAUGAGGAGUCCACCAGUCCUCAGAUAAUUGAACAGAGUUCUGAUGUAGAGAGCCGGGAGCCCAUUCUUCGAAUCAACAGAGCAGGGCAGUGGUAUGUGGAAACAGGAAUAGCAGACCAGGGUUCCCGGAGUGGAGAUGAAGUUAGGGUUCUUGGAGCAGUGCACAUCAAAACUGAAAAUCUGGAAGAGUGGCUUGGGCCAGAGAAUCAGCCUUCUGGAGAAGAUGGGAGUAGUGCAGAGGAAGUCACAGCCAUGGUGAUUGACACCACAGGCCAUGGUUCUGUUGGACAGGAAAGUUACACUUUAGGGUCUUCAGGAGCCAAGGUAGCUCGGCCAACCAGCAGUGAAGUUGACAGAUUUAGCCCCUCCGGCAGUGUUGUUUCCAUGACAGAAAGACACAGAGCCAGAAGUGAGUCUCCUGGGAGAAUGGAUGAGCCUAAGCACCUUAGCUCCCAGGUAGAGGAGUCAGCUAUGAUGGGAGUAAGCGGCUAUGUGGAGUAUCUCCGAGAACAGGAAGUAUCUGAACGGUGGUUCCGGUAUAAUCCCCGACUCACCUGCAUCUACUGUGCCAAAUCUUUCAACCAAAAGGGAAGUCUGGACCGCCACAUGCGCCUGCAUAUGGGAAUCACACCAUUUGUCUGCCGCAUGUGUGGGAAAAAGUAUACCCGAAAAGAUCAGCUGGAAUAUCAUAUCCGAAAGCACACAGGCAACAAGCCCUUUCACUGUCAUGUGUGUGGCAAAAGUUUCCCCUUUCAGGCCAUCUUGAAUCAGCACUUUCGAAAAAACCACCCUGGCUGUAUACCCCUAGAAGGGCCUCAUAGCAUUUCUCCUGAGACAACUGUCACAUCUCGGCAAGCUGAAGAAGGGUCACCUUCUCACGAAGAAACAGUUGCUCCUGGGGAAUCUGCCCAGGGCUCAGUGUCUACUACUGGGCCAGAUUGAAACGUGGAGGGGGAGGGGGCAGACCCUCUUCCCCUUUGGGCCGUUACCAGCCCCUAUCAGGACCAUGGGCUAGUACUUAGAUUCACAAAAUGCCACAUCGCUCUACUAGAAGAUGUACCUAUGGUGUUGCCAAAUUAGAAGACCAACAUGCAGAAAGCACUAAAGGCUCUUCUCCUCUUUCCACCUCACACUUUGGAAAAUAAUCAAGCAAAUCAGCUUCUAAUUCAGGGAUCAACAGCCUUGGUUUGUUAACUUUAUAAGAAAAAAAAAUGUUUUUAACAAAACUGA